Molecule: messenger RNA, 1345 nt
Organism: Brachypodium distachyon (stiff brome)
Lineage: Eukaryota; Viridiplantae; Streptophyta; Magnoliopsida; Poales; Poaceae
Exons: 4
Coding region: 129-1220 (363 amino acids)
Source: RefSeq, a predicted model, not a curated record
AGACCUUAAAGCGAUUUUUCUGCCGGAGCCGGGACCUGCCGGAGUUUUAUCGACCCUUCGCCGGUGUCAAAAUUCAUGCAGCCGUCCAACACACUAGCACAUACACGAAUUUUGUUUGUGUAUUGCGAAUGGAUAUAGGAAUGUAUUCCGGCCGUAUUUGGGCGAUGGGAAGUGGGUCUCAUAUAUUAAACAAAUAUUCUAGCGCGGUGAUAACAGAUUUCGGAUCUAGUAACUCAGUGUCUUUUGCUCGAACAUCUGCUCGAACAUCGACGUCGACAUUGUUUUUCAUCCACAGUUCCCAGUUGUGGCUUCCUCCAAGAUGGCCGCGCCUCCAUCUCCCUCUGCGGUGCAGGCAAACCCUGCCACUGCACCUGCGUAUGGUGGCAGGGUUUGUGACCAUGGAUCUGAAAGGAUGCCGUGGAACUCGAUGUGCAGGUGUUGUGAGAAAGAAAUCACCCAAUGUUUCUGUGGACCUUUCCGACAAUGAAAAUCAUCCCAAUUUUCAUACCCCGACAAAAAAAAGGAGGAAUCGUGCAACAAAGUACACAAAUCACAAAAAAGUUGGAUUCAAAUGUUCGCCUGGUAAGCUGAAAGAGGUUGUCGACAAGCUUUCAGGUGAUCAACGGGAAUGGGUUAAGGAGAUAUUUUUAGGAAGCCUGUUAAACGUAUCAGCCAAGAAGCUUCCAAGGGCGUUAACGAUUUGGUUGGUAAAUCAGGUUAAUUGCGACAAAGGGACUCUUGACAUUCAUAACACUCAAUUUCGAAUCAAACCGCUGAUUCAUAAAUUACUUGGUAUUCCGUCUGGUGCACACAAGGUGCCUGUCCCUGUUUUAAGUCGUUGGGGAAAGUACAAAAUUUUCUCCUCUCCUGAAGAGUAUGCUGACUUUAGAGAUAAUAAGCUUGGAAAGGGUAAAAAGGUGAAAGAUGAGAUAAAAUUUCUCAUCGGAUGCAAUGACAAGAUCAAGUUCCAGAAACAUUUCCUAUUGCUCGCAUUGUGCAUCUACCUAGCUCCUUCUAGCAGCUACCUUGUGAGCACAAAAUUUCUGAAUGUUGUCACCAGUGAUCUCAAUGCACUGAAAGACCUGGGCUGGUGCAGUUUCGUUGCUGAUUACAUUAUUGAAGGUAUACGUGACUACCUGGACUCUAUGAUUACAGCAAAGUACAUACACGGCUGCCUUAUUGCUGGUAAAAUUUGUUUUCCGUCUUUUUUGCACAACUAAUGCUGCUUGAUGGAAGUGUUAGAAUUGUAUUCGUAUAGCUUCUGUAUUCUCUGUAUUUGAACACCUUGUAACUCUAUAAAUAUAUGAGAUAGCCACGCCAUAGAGCGUUGCGCAGUUUCCCCAAA